AUGGAAAGAUGUGAACUUGACGUUGUCAAUGCGUCCUUCUUUAAAGAACUGAAAUUCACUGUAAGGAAAUAUUCGCGAACCGGUAAAAGAUAUCUCAACGCAUAUGCUGCACUUGUGAAGCCCUUGAGAAAAAAUAUGAUGGUAACGAUUACAUUCGAAGAGUAUCUACAUAAUGAAUACAGACCAACCUUUAUACAUUUCGAUUUCAAGUGGUGUGACCUGUUAGAGUCACCAUUUAUGCUCUUGAAGGAAAGAUAUGGGAUCCCAUGUCCUACGACACCGAUGGAGUAUACUAUACCUAAUAUUACAAUAUAUACCGAAACAUUACCAGAAGCAUUUCCCAUUCGUCAAGGAAGGAUACAUAUUCGAGCAUACGAAGCAAGUCCUAAAAUUGCAAUUGCCUCUGGAUAUUUAUACGCGUCUUUUACAAAAAAACUGAAACAUUGA
Messenger RNA from Pieris macdunnoughi, 447 nucleotides. The record is from the annotation of a GenBank genome assembly. Lineage: Eukaryota; Metazoa; Arthropoda; Insecta; Lepidoptera; Pieridae.